Anopheles coluzzii is the source of this 1875-nucleotide messenger RNA. RefSeq names its product UDP-glucosyltransferase 2-like. The record is from RefSeq and is a predicted model, not a curated record. The transcript is spliced from 2 exons. Bases 85 to 1776 code for a protein of 563 amino acids. Gene Ontology annotation, molecular function: UDP-glycosyltransferase activity; nucleic acid binding; methyltransferase activity. Lineage: Eukaryota; Metazoa; Arthropoda; Insecta; Diptera; Culicidae. Gene Ontology annotation, biological process: methylation.
CGUGCUAGCAUCGCACCCAUUCUUGCGCCACAUAACCGAUCGAUAGUUUAGCUGCUGGUCUGGAGGCAGCGACAGAGUCGAACCAUGUGGCUGCGAAUCACUUUUGCCGGCUGUUUGUUCCUGCUCGGCGGACUGCUGUCCAGUGCCGAUGGGUACCGGAUACUGUUUCUUGCCCCCUUUCCCGGUCCGAGCCAUUGGCUCAUGCUGAAACACUUUAUACGCGAGCUGACCGAUCGGCAGCACGAGGUAACGUGCAUUACGAGCUUCCCGUACGGUGAACCGCUGCCGAACUACGAUGAAGUACUGAUCGAUCCACCGUACCCGAUAAGGGAGACAUUCCCAGUGGAGGGUUUGUUCGACGCAAGCCAAACGUCGGACUUUGACAAGCUGAACAUGUACUGGGACCUUGGCCUCAACACCAGCGAGUACGGGCUGGAGUCGGCGAACGUGCGCCAGUUCAUUGCGCGUACCGAUCUCACGUUCGAUCUCGUCGUCGCCGAGCAGUUUUUCCAAGAAAGUUGGCUCAUGUUUGCGAACAAGUACAGUGCACCGAUCGUGACCAUCAGCACGUACGGCUAUUCGGACUUUUUCGACCAGAUCAUGGGCCUGCGGACACCGUGGUCGUUCGUGCCGCACAUGGUACUGUCCUACACCGACAGCAUGAGCAUCGACGAGCGGGCGUACAACUUUGCGCUCUCGCUGUACGAUCGCUUUUGGCGCUACUGGUGGUACCUUGGGUGUCAAGACAGGAUAGCGUGGAGUGCGUUUGGCAUCAACUUCCUUGGGACGCGCGUAUCCGACCUGGAACAGUCCAUCUCGGUUAUACUGGUCAACAGCCAUCCGGUGUUGAGCAACCCGCGGCCCACCAUGCGCGGACUGGUGGACAUCGGCGGUGCGCACAUCCGCCCGCCGGCACCACUACCCCACGAGCUGGCCGAGUUUAUGGAUGGGGCGCGCCACGGCGUCAUUUACUUUUCGCUCGGUGCGUACAUGCAAAGUGCGCUGAUGCCGGUGGCCAAGCGUACCGCGAUACUGCGCGCGUUCGGUGCGCUCGAGCAGCGGGUGGUGUGGAAGUUCGAGGACGAUCGUAUACCGCCCGAGGACAUACCGCCGAACGUGAUGGUACGCCGGUGGGCACCGCAGAACGAUAUUUUGGCCCACCCGAACACGGUACUGUUCAUCUCGCACGGUGGCCAGUUUGGCACGUUCGAGGCGAUGCAUCACGGCGUCCCGGUACUCUUUGUGCCGUUCUUUGGCGAUCAGCACCGCAACGCGGACCGUGCCGUUAGGGAGGGCAUGGCGCAGAAGAUGAGCUUUGAGAACAUUAGCGAGCAUACGUUCGGGCCGAUGGUAAGGCGUAUGGUUGAGCGGGAAAGCUAUCGGGCGAGGGCGAAGGAAAUAGCGCACCUCUUCAGGGACCGGCUGGUGGAACCGAUGGAGGAGGCACUGUACUGGAUUGAGUACGUGGCGCGGCACAAGGGUGCACCGAGGUUAAAAUCGAAAGCGAUACACUUAAGCUGGUAUGAGUACUAUUCGCUCGAUCUUGUGCUCUGGCCGGUGCUGCUUAUACUAUUCUUGCGCUGGAUGUACAAGACACCAAACUCCACGCGUAAAUUGUACUAUAAACUGCGAAGCAUUAUUCGGUUCCCGCACACACUGCACUAUAAGUAUCAUGCCUUUCUCCGGUACUGCCGUCAAGUGACCGAAAACCUGCUCUGGAUCAAGCAAGCACCCAACCAGCGGAAUCGCCGUCGAGUGUACUAUCGCCAAGAUUAAAUUGAAUACACUCCGCGCAUAAUCGUUCUCGAUAACUGUACUCUCUCUCUCUCUUUAGUGUGUUUCUUUUGCUACAAAUAAAGGUAAAAAUCUAAACCA